Molecule: messenger RNA, 1737 nt
Organism: Entamoeba nuttalli P19
Lineage: Eukaryota; Evosea; Mastigamoebida; Endamoebidae
Exons: 1
Coding region: 1-1737 (578 amino acids)
Source: RefSeq, a predicted model, not a curated record
AUGACAACUGUACAGGCAUCAAUAAAUAAAAAUGCAUAUCCUUUUUGUCUUCCUGCAUCAUUAAGUCUACCAAAGAAAAAUUAUAGUAAAAUAUUUGAGCAUCAAAGAAAAGAAUUUCGAACAAAUGAAUUAUUAAGGAGAGAAAAAAUGAAAGAAAUGAUUAAAGAGAUUGAGCAGAAUGAAAAAGUGUCAGAAAAGGGAGAGGGUAGUGGGAUUAGAGAUGCUAUGAAGAAUUUACUCAAAAUGGAAAAAUGUUCUAAUUGUAAUAAAGAUAUUAUUCUAGGUACAUUCAUUUACACUUGUGAAUGUUGUGAGGCUAUGUUAUGUGGAGAAUGUAUAAAAAAGAGAAAAUACCAAAAGAAAAAUGAUGAGAUAGUUGAUGUUACUUUAUGUAAAUAUUGUGAUUUUAUUUAUAUUGCUGUUACUGAAGAUGAAAAUUAUAAAAAACAUAUAAAACAAGGAAAUGAAGAUGCUGUUUAUUUAUUAAGAUGUCAAAUUAUUAAUUCAUGUAUUUCUUAUAUGGAAGAAUAUGCUACAUUAAAUUUAUUUAUAAACAGAUUAAUGUUAAACUUAAAACCAAAGAAAGAAGAUGUUAAAAAUUGUCAAGAUGAAAUGAAAAUUGUUAAAGUUAAAACACAAAAAGUGUUAUCACUUGAUGGAUUUGUUGAUGCUUUUGAUCAACCAGAAAGAAAAUCAGACCAAACAGUAUUUAAUAAUAUUGUUAGAAGUAUGAACAUAUUUAAAAGAGAUGUGGUGUUUGAUUCAAUUAAUGAAGUAGUUAUGUGUGAGAAGAUUUUACAAGAAAUAAAUGGAAUACGAGAAACAACACCACAAAUCAUUGGCUUUUCUAAUACUAUGGUACCAAUGACUGGUGGGACAAUUAAAAUCACUUUAACAUCAACAAAAAAUGUUAAAGUAAUGAUUAAUGAAAAGAUAAUACCUUGUACUAUUGAUGGACUAACAAUUAUAGUUAAAAUCCCACCAUCAGUUCCAGGACAAGUUAAUGUUAAUAUCCAGUUAUUAUACAAUGAAACAACAAUCAAUUUACCUGGACCAAUUAUAUAUUAUAACGUCUCAAAAGAUCAACAAGAAAAUUCUUCAAUAUCUAUCAUUGGAUCAAAACAUAAAAUUAGUAUAGUUGAAUGUGAUGAAUCAAUAAGUGAUGAUGUUAGUGAAGAAGAAAUGUGUUCUUCUGAUAACACUUCUAAUGAAGGUAGUGAAAGUUCUGAUGGAGAAGAAAACAUUAUAUUAUUCAGUAAAAACAAAAAAGAAGAAAAACCUAAACAAGAUAUAAUCAAUACACCUCAAACAAAAACUGAAGACAAAGAAAAAUUGACAAUACCUGCUAGAAAAAGUAAAAGAAAUAAUCUCUUUAGAAGAGGAGGAAUUAUUAAAACUGUUAAUUUAAAUGAAACUGAACAAUAUCAACCUCAAAAUGUAAAAACAAUAAAAACAAAUAAUUUCUUAAUGGAUAACUCUAUUGAAAUUACUAUGGUUAGACCAAAAAACAUAAAAAUUAAAGAAAGAGUUAUAUUUACUAUUAAAGGAAGUGGAUUUGGAACAUCUCCAAUGGUAUUUAUUGGAGAUAAAGAAGUAAAAGAAUAUGAAAAACGAAGUGAUAAUUUAAUUAUUGGAUAUUAUCCAAUAAUUGAAGAGUCUGACGUUUAUGAUUUAAAAGUAAAAAAUAGUUUUGGAGGAGAAGAAAUUAAACCAAAAGAAAUUAGAGUGGAAGAUUAA